Uloborus diversus is the source of this 1305-nucleotide messenger RNA. Its product is annotated as zinc finger protein 271-like. The record is from RefSeq and is a predicted model, not a curated record. Gene Ontology annotation, cellular component: nucleus. The transcript is spliced from 5 exons. The annotation marks the transcript as partial. Gene Ontology annotation, biological process: regulation of transcription by RNA polymerase II. Gene Ontology annotation, molecular function: zinc ion binding; DNA-binding transcription activator activity, RNA polymerase II-specific; RNA polymerase II cis-regulatory region sequence-specific DNA binding. Lineage: Eukaryota; Metazoa; Arthropoda; Arachnida; Araneae; Uloboridae.
UUGAGGACACACACUCAAGAAAAACCAUAUUCUUGUGACAUUUGUAAAAAGUCAUUUUCUCUUGGUGGAAGUUUAAGGACAAAAGAAAAACCAUAUUCAUGUGAAAUUUGUAAAAAGUCAUUUUCUGAGAGUGGAAGUUUGAUGAAGCAUUUGAGGACACAUACAAAAGAAAAACCAUAUUCUUGUGAAAUUUGUAAAGAGUCAUUUUCACAGAGUGGAAGUUUAAAAAUUUUAACGGUGCAUUUGAGGACUCAUACUAAAGAAAAACCAUACUCUUGUAAAAGUUGUCAAAAGUCAUUUUCUGAGAGUGGAAGUUUAAAGAAGCAUUUGAGGACACACACAAAAGAAAAACCAUAUUCUUGUGAAAUUUGUCAAAAGUCAUCAUUUUCUCAUGGUGAAAGUUUAACGGUGCAUUUGAGGACUCAUACUAAAGAAAAACCAUACUCUUGUAAAAGUUGUCAAAAGUCAUUUUCUGAGAGUGGAAGUUUAAAGAAGCAUUUGAGGACACACACAAAAGAAAAACCAUAUUCUUGUGAAAUUUGUAAAGAGUCAUUUUCUGAGAGUGGAAGUUUGAAACGCCAUUUGAGGACACACACUCAAGAAAAACCCUAUUCUUGUGAAAUUUGUCAAAAGUCUUUUUCUGAGAGUGGAAGUUUGAAACGCCAUUUGAGGACACACACAAAAGAAAAGCCAUAUUCUUGUGAAAUUUGUAAAGAGUCAUUUUCUGAGAGUGGAAGUUUGAAACGCCAUUUGAGGACACACACUCAAGAAAAACCAUAUUCUUGUGACAUUUGUAAAAAGUCAUUUUCUCUUGGUGGAAGUUUAAGGGUGCAUUUGAGGACUCAUACUGAAGAAAAGCCAUAUUCGUGUGAAAUUUGUAAAAAGUCAUUUUCUCAGAGUGGAAAUUUGACAAACCAUUUGAGGACACACACAAAAGAAAAACCAUAUUCAUGUGAAAUUUGUAAAGAGUCAUUUUCUCAGAGUGGACAUUUAAAAAUCCAUUUGAGGACACAUACAAAAGAAAAACCAUAUUCAUGUGAAAUUUGUAAAAAGUCAUUUUCUGAGAGUGGAAGUUUGAUGAAGCAUUUGAGGACACAUACAAAAGAAAAACCAUAUUCUUGUGAAAUUUGUAAAGAGUCAUUUUCACAGAGUGGAAGUUUAAAAAUCCAUUUGAGGACACAUACAAAAGAAAAACCAUAUUCAUGUGAAAUUUGUAAAAAGUCAUUUUCUCAGAUUGGACAUUUAAAAAUCCAUUUGAGGACACAUACUAAAGAAAAACCGUAUUCUUGUGAAAUUUGUAAAGAG